Messenger RNA from Coprinopsis cinerea okayama7#130, 957 nucleotides. RefSeq lists its product as hypothetical. Lineage: Eukaryota; Fungi; Basidiomycota; Agaricomycetes; Agaricales; Psathyrellaceae. The record is from RefSeq and is a predicted model, not a curated record. Bases 1 to 957 code for a protein of 318 amino acids. The transcript has 3 exons.
AUGAAAGCGUACAUGUCCCAACCGAUGCUUGCUCGUCAACUCCUCGACGACAACGAGCAAGAGCGACGACGACAGGGACGCCAUCCACGCCAGUCUGGAGAUUCGGGCGAGUCAUCGUCAUCGUCAGCCUCUCCAAUUGACGACCGCGAGCCUUCCGACGAAUUCCCCCUUCCGCGCUCCUCCAUGGAUCCCAAUGAGCCCCCUCACGAUCAUAGACGGCGCUCCCGAACGCUAUCUUUGCAAUCACUAUAUAGAAAGGAGGCGUCGCGAAAAGAAAGUGCGACUGAUGCUCCUCAGAACGCAUCGACUGGGAACGGUAGAACGGACAAGCCCUCUGCCGACACUGACCCUCGAGCCCAAGUUGACCGGCUUCCACCUACACCACCACCAAAGUCGCCUUCCCUCUUCAAACGCAAACGAUCCGGCACAAACCCACAACAGGCAGUCCCAACGGACAGCUCAGUUCCCGUAACGGCUUCAAGCUCUCAAUCGAGUACCAACAGUGGCUUCAAAUCCCUCACCAAAGUCCUCGUACGUCGAGCGUCCAGAUCGCGGAUUAAGACUUUACGACCCGAGGGCGAGUCGGAUGUCCCACCUGUCCCUCCCAUUCCUACGCCGUUCCUUGGGGGCCUCGCAUUCGGGUUCCACGACGUUGACGGCAUCGUCGACGACCACCGCCAGACCCGAGGCUGCGCAGAACCACACGGACGCCGCCCAUACCCAGGCUGUCUCGAUUUCCGCGCAGAGCGUGCAAUCAGUAUCACAAGACGGCGCGCCUUUGGCAUCUACAUCCAUACCUUCAUCUAUAACAACAUCUACAUCCACAUCUACACCUACGGCAUCUACACAGGCUUCGAUAUCUGCACCCAAACCCAAGACCAAGGCAUCGGUUGCAUCGCUCGUAUCAUCUUCGGGGUCGUCGUUCAAAACUGCAGUAUCUACUCUGUCGUCCGGUAG